Molecule: messenger RNA, 3080 nt
Organism: Triticum urartu
Lineage: Eukaryota; Viridiplantae; Streptophyta; Magnoliopsida; Poales; Poaceae
Source: RefSeq, a predicted model, not a curated record
AGCUCCAUCCAUUGCCAGUAAUGGCUGCACAGUAUGUGGAAGUGGACUGAGGUUUCGUUUAAUCUACUGUCAAGUCCAUGAGCUGAGCUGCAAACCAUCUACAAAUUCAUGCACUUCAACCGGUCGACUCUGUCUUCUCGCUCCCAACUCACUCUGGUCCCUCCCUCCCUUUCUUCUCCUCGAUGUCCAUUGUCCCGCACACCAUUCUGCGCCCGUUCGGCGUGAACCCGUGCGGCGGCGGCGGCGGCUAUCUGAGGCGGCACGCACGGACGUGCCUCCGCCGUGCGAGCCCCGUCGGUGCAACGAACGGGAAUGAGCCGGGCGGUAGCAAGAAGAGGAGUAGGAAGAGGCCGGCGGAGGAGUCGCGGUUGGAGGUCCUUUAUGAUGACGGGUUCGGGAGCGUCACCAUGAAGGACUACCGGGAGGCGGUGAGGGCCAUGCCCAGGGACGACGGCGGGCCGCCGCGGUGGUUCUGCCCCGUGGAGUGCGGCCGGCCGGAGGUCGACAGGGCGCCGCUGCUGCUCUUCUUGCCAGGAGUCGAUGGUGUUGGAAUGGAGCUCAUUCUGCACCACAAAUCACUGGGCAAAGUAUUUGAGGUUUGCUGCUUUCAUAUACCAGUAAAUGACCGCACACCAUUUGAAGGUUUAUUACAAAUUGUGGAAGAAUAUGUCAAACAUGAGAAUGCUUUGUCGCCAAGCAGACCAAUAUAUAUAAUUGGGGAUUCUUUUGGUGGAUGUCUUGCAAUUUCAGUGGCAGCUCGCAAUCCAGAAAUCGACUUGGUUCUUACACUAGUAAAUCCAGCAACAUCAUCUGCAAAAGCUUCGUUGCAGGCAGUAUUGCCUCUUUUGGAAGCAGUGGCGAGCAACCUUUCAUUUAUACAUCCUCACCUUCUCAAAUAUUCAAUGGGGCUGGACUAUUCUGUUACCGGUAACAGAAUAUUAUUCUGUUACCCUCGCCCCCGAUAAGGCGCGACGCGUCCACGACCGAUCCAGCCCCAAUCCGACUCGCUUCCUACCGCCGGAGGCAGCCGUCGCGGGCGCAGCCGGAGCGAGAGAGCCCGCGGCGCCGUGAUUGGCCCGCGACGGAUCCGCCGCCGCCUCCUCGUUGCUUCCGUCGCCGGAUCCAUCGUCGGGGUCGUCAUCCCUGCCUCCUGCCUCCCUCCGUCGCCGGAUCCAUCGUCGGGGUCGUCAUCCCUGCCUCCUGCCACCCUCCGUCGCCGGGUCCAUCGUCGGAGCCGUCAUCCCCGCCUCCUGCCUCCCUCCGUCAUCGGGUCUCCUUCUCCGGGGCAGUUAUCCCCGCAAGGUGCUUCCUCUAUGAACCUCUUCGCCAGACGUCCACCACAAGCAGGUGCUGCGUCAAUGGUGCCGCCUCGCAAGAACAUGCCAGUAAGACGCCCAUGAGAGGUAGAAGAAGAAGACAGUACACUGGAGGUAAUGUCUACUCCCCACGUUUGUGUCACUCCAUCAGUUCGUCAGUCCUGCUAUGAAGAAGAACCCGAUGGUACAUGGCAAAUGCUAGCAUCAGUUCAUUGACACCCCUGCCACUUGAUGCACGAUUAGGAUGUCGAGGUUACUGUCAGUGCAUCUAAUAUGCUAUCUUCAGUUCAAGUUAAAAGAAAAAUAACACAUAUGCGUCAGUCCAGGUAUUGUGACAAGAUUCAGCUACCGCUGAGAGUUGUAUGUUGUUAUUCCUAAGAGUACAAGUCAUGUAAUUGCGUCAGUUCGAACGAGUAACAAAACUGUUACCAAAAAAAAUAUAAAAUUGCUACACAAUAAGUUCAGUGAUACAUAAGCUAGCAGUACUUGUAAUGUAUAUGCAUUGAUGCACGAUUAGGAUGUCGAGGUUACUGUCAGUGCAUCUAAUAUACUAUCUUCAGUUCAAGUUAGAAAAAAUAGCACAUAUGCGUCAGUCCAGGUAGAUAGUGACGAGAGAGUGCCACAGUUACACAGUAAGUUCAAUGAUACAUAAACUAGGAGUACUUCAAGUGUAGUUGCAUAAGUUACAGAAGAACAAAGGAGAAGUCAUGCAUGAGUUCAAUGUCCAGUUUACAAAACAGUGCUAAAAAAACAGUACAUCAGUACAUCCGUGUUUGAACAUGAACGUUCAUCAGUUCGACUGAAAAACGAAACCAGAUUAAUCCCAAAAACUUUUGAAUGUUGUUUGCAGAAGCAUGCAAGGCGGCGCACGCAGCAAGCAUUUCAUGAGCAAAACAGAUAUGGGGCACCACCUGGUUGGGUAACACCAGAAAUACCGCCUGGAUAUUUCAACAGUACAGGCAGAUUUGAAGAUACACCGCAAUCAUCAGAAGCACGGACAGGUCCUUCUAUACAGCAAACAGCAAUGUCUGGGAAUGCAAGCUUUGCCGCUACUGGGUUGCAACUAGGCCAACAAUAUCACCAACAACAAAUGUUUUCCUUCCCCAGCGCAUAAGAAGGCUUCCACCAGUCGCUCCGUCAACAUCAAUCAUCCGUGCUGCAAAAGCAAUUGCAACGGCAAGACCAGGGCAAAAAGACAGAAAUUUUGGCCACUCUAGCAGGUUCAAAAGUACAAGAUAUGAGCCAUAUAGACAGGAGCAACAUCACAAUGAAUCUGAGGAGAGACGUCCGUACAACGAGAGACGGAGAUCUUCGUCAUCGUUGCUCCCUCCAAGAGAUGCAUUGCUGCAUGUGCCAAGGGUGACACCACCGGCGCCCAUAAACCAGGGAGAACAACAAACACCAGAGGCAGCCCAGAGCUAUACACAUCCACCUGACAUUGAAGCUUAUGUUCUGCCAAGGCUAGAGAUGAGGUUUGAAACUUUCGAAGAAACUAAGAACUUAUACAACGUAUAUGCAAAGCACGCUGGUUUUGCUGUCAGGGAAGGCCCCAAGUUUAAGACCAGAGCCUACCUUUAUUGCACGUGCCAUGGAGUUUAUGAAUCAAAGGUGUCUGAAGCAAAUAGACAGCGGAACAAAACGACAGCAAGGACUAACUGCGGGGCUAAAAUGAGGCUGAAGAUUGAAAAGGAUGGAACACUUGUCGUAAAAGAGAUAGUCUGGGUGUUGGGUUUCGUAGUAAUUUCAAAAAAUUUCCUACGCUCA